UGAGCGUUCCGUCAGCGUGUGUUACAAGUAGGUUUUCCCUGCACUACUACAGAGAGAAAUGGCGAGCUGGUGUGUACGAGCAGUGAGACAGAGCUACUCUCUAGUAGCUUCACCUGCACUCAUAAGAGCAUCUCCGAGGUUGUUAUGCACAGCCACGCAGCAGAAGAACGGUCACGGGCCGGAGGAGGAGGCUGAGAAACCGGAGCAGAGCUCAGCAGAGAAAGCUCUACUGGAGGAGAAGACCCAGCUGGAGGAACAGCUCAAAGACAUGACAGAGAAGUACAAGCGGGCUUUGGCAGACACAGAAAACCUCAGGACGAGGAGUCAGAAGAUGAUAGAGGACGCUAAAUUAUACGGGAUCCAGGGGUUCUGUAAAGACCUGCUCGAGGUGGCGGACAUCUUGGAAAAAGCCACAGAGAGCGUCCCGAAGGAGGAGGUGACGAGUCAGAACCCUCACCUGAAGAACCUGUAUGACGGCCUGGUGAUGACGGAGGUCCAGAUCCAGAAGGUGUUCACCAAACACGGCCUGGUCAAACUCAACCCAGACGGCCAGAAGUUCGACCCCUACGAGCACGAGGCGCUUUUCCACGCCCCCGUCGAGGGUAAAGAACCAGGCAGCGUCGCCGUAGUAACCAAAGUGGGCUACAAGCUUCAUGGUCGCACCCUCAGGCCAGCGUUGGUGGGCGUGGCCAAAGCCCCCUAGAAAAUGUAACUGACAAAGUGGGAUUUGUUUUUGUUGCCUGAGCGAUGGAUGAGCUCGGGUACGGCAGACUGGUCAAGGCACCGAUGUCGCACCUUUUCCCACAAUUCCUUUCUCACAUCAGCCCACCUUGAGGUACCUCACAGUGACAGGACCCAAACUGAACUGGACUUUGUACCUGGAUCUCCACUGGUUUUUAAGAGGCACAACAUUUCAGUCAGUCACUUCAGAGACAGAAACAUAAGGUUUAAAAUAAAUACCAGAGGGGAAGUGGGCGGGGCUUCUCAUGCUGGCUACACACUAGUCAUGUUUCUAGGAGAAUAAUUUCACACAUGAUUAAAUGUAGAUUAUAUCUGUAUGAAGUUAACUACUCUAAAGUCAAGAAAACAGCACAAAGAAACUGUCGAAAUCACACACCAAGAUUUGUAAUCAUCUAGUGUGUAGCCAGCCUUACAGAGUUGCUAAAUUACCUAGAAUAGAGGGAGAAGUAAUGCGAAGUUAAAAUCCAUCCACAAAUCAAGUCCUGCUAAUUCUCAUCUGCUGGUAUCAUUCCCAGUUUUUAUCUAAAACCCUAAUAAUCUUAAAUUAAUAAACUCAUGUUUUGUGAGUAAUUAAGGAAACAGGUCCUUAAGAUCUGGAGAGAAGUCUGAAAUGUUACUGUACUGACUUGGCAUUUUUAAAGGCUCUAAGAUUCAAACCAGUAAGGCUCCGGUAAGUUUGCUUCUCUCAGUACAUCAUCACCUUUCAGCUCUGCAGGACUGACAGUGCUGUGAUAAAACGUGAGAAUGUGUAUGGACAUUUGUCCAGUCUCACAGCAUCAGAAUAAAGAGACCAAGUUUGAAAAGUA
Molecule: messenger RNA, 1547 nt
Organism: Cheilinus undulatus (humphead wrasse)
Lineage: Eukaryota; Metazoa; Chordata; Actinopteri; Labriformes; Labridae
Gene: grpel1
Product: GrpE-like 1, mitochondrial
Exons: 4
Coding region: 59-703 (214 amino acids)
Biological process (GO): protein import into mitochondrial matrix; protein folding
Cellular component (GO): PAM complex, Tim23 associated import motor
Molecular function (GO): protein homodimerization activity; adenyl-nucleotide exchange factor activity; protein-folding chaperone binding
Source: RefSeq, a predicted model, not a curated record